Molecule: messenger RNA, 234 nt
Organism: Saprolegnia parasitica CBS 223.65
Lineage: Eukaryota; Oomycota; Saprolegniomycetes; Saprolegniales; Saprolegniaceae
Exons: 2
Coding region: 1-234 (77 amino acids)
Molecular function (GO): zinc ion binding
Source: RefSeq, a predicted model, not a curated record
AUGGGCAAGGAGACGUACUCGUUCACGGACUCGCACGAGGCGCGGAAGAAGCACCUCUCUGGGCGUGCCCAUAAGGCCAACGUCAAGCUGUGGUACGAUGCGAUCGACACGGGCGCGGCGCGGACCGACGGCCAGUGGACGCCGGCGGGGCCAGCCACCGACCUCUCGCUGCCGCCGUCGCUGCGGCCAGCGCCGCCACAUGCGUUUGCCAUUCUGCCGGCCGAGUGGGGCUAA